AUGUGUUGGAAUAUUAGAGGGCUUGGGCAGGAUAAUAAAGCUGCAGCAAUCAGAAAUGCUAUUUGGAAAAACAAAAUUACUCUGUGCUCAAUUCUGGAGUGGAAAAAAGAAAAGGUUGAUGAUACUCUGAUAAGGUCGCUUUGGGGAAAUGUCAGAUGUAACUAUCUGUAUCAACCUUCUCAUGGUGCUUCUGGGGGUAUUAUAAUUAUGUGGAAGGAGGGUGUACUGCAUAUGGAAGAUCAUCUCAUGGGUGCUUUCUCAUUGUCAAUCAAAUUCAGAAAUGCAGCUGGCAAUUUCACUUGGAUAUUCACUGCUGUUUAUGGAGCUUCAGAUGCAGGUGAUUAUACACAGUGUUGGCAAGAACUGUCAGACAUUAGGAUUCUUUUUGAGGAUCCUUGGCUUUUGGGAGGUGAUUUUAAUGCUAUCCUAGCACAACCUGAAAGGAAUCUUCCUGGUGGUAACAUAAGGAAUAGAAGAUCAUUCAUAAAUAGGCAUGAGCUAAUUGAUUUGCCAAUGGCUGGAGGUAAGUUCACUUGGACUAAUUCUCAGUGUCCACCACUGUUGGUUAGAUUAGAUAGAUUCCUAAUGACUGAAGACUGGAAAAUUAAAUGUCCCUCUAUAUUGCAAGUGAGACUUAAAAGGCCUGUGUCUGAUCACACUACAGUUAUGUUAAACUUCAAUUCUGGUCUUCAUUACAAGGCUCCUUUCAGGUUAGAUAAUUAUCUCUUAAUGCAUCCAGAUAUUCUUCCCAAUCUAGAGUUAUGGUGGCGAAACUUAGAAUUCAAUGGCAGACCUAGUUAUGUGUUUGCAAAAAAACUUCAAGGCCUGAAAUUUCUUAUUAAAACUUGGAAAAGGUCAUUGGGAGACCUCCAAACACAGUUGGAACAACUUGAGGAGAUGAUUGAUUCGUGGGAUAUGCAAGAAGAAAAUAAUACUGUUUUGUCCACUUCAGAGGUGGUUGCUAGAGAAGAUGCAAAGACUAAGCAUGCUUCAGUCUCUCUCAAUUUAGCAAGGAAGUGGGGACAGAGAGCUAAAGAAAAUUGGGCAAAAGAAGCAGAGCGGAAUUCAAGAUAUCUUCAUCAAAUGGCAUCUUAUAAAUACAUUUGCAGCAGUUUCAAUUGUCUGGCCAUUGAUGGGGAUAUUUCUUAUGACAAAUCUAAAAUGGCAGAGGAAGCUGUGAGUUUUUAUACUUCUCUUUUUUCAGAAGAACAUGUGGCAAGGCCAGGUUUUGAGAAUUUAGAGUUGCCUGCAAUUUCUGUCUCAGAUAGUAUUUCCCUUAAGAAACCCUUUACAGAAGAUGAAGUUAAAAAUGUUAUUUGGAAGUUUGGUGCAAAUAAGGCACCGGCGCCUGAUGGUUUCACAACGGAAUUCUAUAAAGCAGCUUGGGAAAUUAUCAAGGAAGAUUUGAUGAAGGUGAUUAAGGAAUUUGAGAGUAACGCCUCUCUGGAUUGGAGAAUUAAUUAUACCUCUUUGAAACUGAUUCCAAAAGUCAGUGGUGUUGUAAGUCUUCAUAAUUUCAGGCCAAUAAGCUUAAUCAGUGGAGUUUGCAAGAUUAUAUCAAAGCUCUUAGCAGAUAGGUUGAAGUCAGUUCUACCUUCUAUCAUUGAUAAUUAUCAGGGUGCUUUUAUACAUGAUAGGCAGAUAAAUGAUGGGAUUUUAAUUGCGGCUGAAUUCAUUGAUUCGAGAAUAAGAGCAAACAAAGCUGGGAUUGUGGGCAAGGUUGAUUUUGAGAAGGCAUUCGAUAAUAUAAAUUGGAACUGUUUGGACAUGGUGCUAGAGAGAUUUGGCUUUGGUUCUUUCGCAGAUGACUUGGUGGUUUUCUUUGACGACAAGGAGGAACAAGUAAAUAACUUGAAAAAUAUCUUGUUUGCUUUUGAGGUAACUUCAGGCUUGAAGGUUAAGUAUAGGAAAAGUGUUGUGGUGGGAGUUGGAGAUGAUCACAGUGGUGCGGAUUGCGCUAUUGCAUUUGGGUUUCAGUUAGCUACCUUCCAUUUAAUUUACCUAGGUAUUCCUUUAGGUAGCAAAUUCAAGAAUAAGUGUUGUGAAGGAGUUGGAAAAGCUUAUGCGCAAUUUCUUAUGGGGUUCAUCAACAACAAAAAGAAAGAGGAGUUGGGUUUCAUGGUCAAAAGCUGUGGCCUAAAGCUAGAGGAGAUAAUAUUGCAAGAGAGAUUUCACUCACUUUACAGAAUUUCAAUUGCAAAAUCUGCUACCGUAGAAGAUAUGAUGUCAGAGAAUGGAGCGUGGAAUUUUAACUUCAAAAGAAGUCUGAUUGAACAAGAAAUAGGCCAGGUUGCUGAUAUGCUUCAAGUUCUAGGUGACUAUUCCCCUUCAAGUGAUGAUGAAGAUAGCAGGAAGUGGAUUUUUGGAGGUGAGUUUUCCGUUGCGGACUGUUAUGCGGCUCUAGAUGUUGACAGAUUACUUGUUUUCCCUUAUAAACAAGUCUGGAAUCCCAAAGUUCCUUUAAAAGUCAGCUUUCUAGUAUGGACUCUUUGUCAUGGUGGUGCUCCAUCUCUUACUAUGCUUUAUAGAUCUGGGAGGGUGCAGUCGAAUAUCUGUGUUCUUUGUGGGACUGAGCUUGAAACUCAAGAGCAUCUGUUUUUACAUUGCACGGAAACGAGGAAGUUGUGGCAUUAUUAUGUGGAUAGAUUUCAGGUAAGCUGGGCUUUCUCAGAUACGGUCAAAAGAAAUGUUUGGGAGUGGAAAAGAUAUAAAAGUAAAGUUUUCAUGAAGCAAAUUUGGAGUCUUUUGCCAUUCGCCAUAUGGUGGACAGUGUGGGAUGAACGUAAUGGAAGACUUUUCAGAAACCAAAGGAGGAAUCUGGAUCAGAUGAUUAUUUCCUCAAAUGCUCUUUGUUUAGUUGGUCUUUGA
Molecule: messenger RNA, 2868 nt
Organism: Papaver somniferum (opium poppy)
Lineage: Eukaryota; Viridiplantae; Streptophyta; Magnoliopsida; Ranunculales; Papaveraceae
Exons: 4
Coding region: 1-2868 (955 amino acids)
Molecular function (GO): catalytic activity
Source: RefSeq, a predicted model, not a curated record